Molecule: messenger RNA, 653 nt
Organism: Cylicocyclus nassatus
Lineage: Eukaryota; Metazoa; Nematoda; Chromadorea; Rhabditida; Strongylidae
Source: the annotation of a GenBank genome assembly
AGGUAAAAAUGCUUGGCUUGAGAUCAGUUGUGAUACUUUUCAUGUGCGUUCUCGAAGCAAAUGGAGUGCGUAAUGUUUUUCCAAUGGUAUGUGCACAGCCUAUCAGUGUAGGUUCCCCCACUUGUGAUGAAGACGUAAGAGCUUCAACGCGGUACGCCUAUGACAGCGAAUUGGGACAGUGUACUCCAUUCAAGUACCUUGGUUGUGGAGGAAAUUCAAACAACUUCAAGACAAAAGAUCGCUGUGAGCGAUUCUGUCAACCAUCUGUUUCAGCCAUGAAUAUGGCAGACAGAGUGCUUCCAAGUCGUCGUCUAUGCUUCUACAUGCUAGAUCACGGGACAUGCGAUAAAGAACUUGUUCGCUAUGGUUACGAUGCAUUAUCUGGCGCUUGCACUCAAUUCAAAUACAAUGGAUGCGAUGGAAACGAUAACAACUUUGUGAGCAUGGCAGCAUGCAGGGCGGCGUGCGAAGUUCCAGGAGAUUUCGAUACUUUAUUUGAAGCACCACAAGGGGAAGUGAAACAACAACUGGGGAUGAGAAACAAGAUUCGCCUACCGAGCAAGGUGAGACUGCGGCCAGUUCUUGAAGAAAAUUAAAUCAAAGUGACUUCAAUAUAUAUCAAGAAUUGCUUGUGACAGCUGAGCUCCGCGAAU